AUGUUGAAAAUGAGACACCAGGACCCAGAAGUGCGGCCUGAUGAGUUCCAAUGUGCCUCUACCUCAGAGGGGAUUCAGGCUGGUUACCCCACCGACAUCCCAGGGAACCACAUGACCCUGAGAAAGCUGCGGCUCUCAGGCUCGGUGAUCCCCUUCCUGGGGUCAGCGGAGGGAGGCAGUCUGCUGCUGGAUGAGGAGAGGGGCCGGCUGCUGCUGGGGACCAGAGACCACAUCUACCUGCUGGAGCUGGAGCACCUCAACAGGAGCCCCAGGAAGAUUAGCUGGCCUGCCCCCAAGGAGAGAGUGGAGAUGUGCAAACUCGCUGGCAAAAACGCACAGACGGAGUGUGCCAAUUUCAUCCGGGUUCUCCACAACUACAACAGGACUCAUGUGUACGCCUGCGGGACGGGGGCCUACCACCCCCUGUGUGCCUUUGUGGAGGUCGGAGGACGAGGAGAGGAAGCCACAUUCCUCCUCCACACCAACAGCGUGGAGUCCGGGAGGCUCAAGUGCCCCUUUGAUCCCCGGCAGCCCUUCGCCUCGGUCUUAACAGACCAAUACCUGUACGCUGGGACAGCGUCCGACUUCCUCGGCAAGGACACGACCUUCACCCGCUCCCUGGGACCCCCGCACGAUCAGCAUUUUAUCAGGACGGACAUAUCCGAGCAUUAUUGGAUCAACGAGGCCAGGUUUAUAGCCGCCCAUCCUGUCUCCGACACCUACAACCCCGACGACGACAAAAUCUACUUCUUCUUCCGCGAGGCGUCGCGGGACGCGGGCGCGAGCGAUAAAAGUGUCCUCUCCCGAGUGGCCCGUGUCUGCAGGAAUGAUAUCGGGGGCCUGAGGAGCCUGACCAACAAGUGGACCACCUUUCUCAAGGCCCGGUUGGUGUGUUCCAUCCCGGGGCCCGACGGCGUGGACACCCACUUCGACGAGCUACAGGACAUCUUCCUCCUUCCGUCUCGAGACGAGAGGAAUCCCAUCGUGUACGGCGUCUUCACCACCACAAGUUCUAUUUUCAAGGGCUCAGCAGUGUGUGUGUACAGCAUGGCCGACAUACGGAGCGUGUUCAACGGCCCCUACGCGCACAAAGAGGGCCCCGACCAUCGCUGGGUGGAGUACGAGGGGCGUGUCCCGUACCCGCGGCCCGGGACGUGUCCGAGUAAGACGUAUGACCCCCGUAUCAAGACAACCAAAGACUUUCCGGAUGAGGUGAUCAGCUUUGUCAAGCACCACCCCAUGAUGUACAAAGCCGUGUACCCAAUCACCGGCGAACCCGUGUUCACCCGUGUCAGUGUGGACUACCGCCUGACUCAGAUCGCUGUGGACCGCGUAACGGCUGAGGACGGACAGUACGCCGUCAUGUUUCUAGGGACAGACGUUGGCACGGUUUUGAAGGUGAUGAGCAUCACUCAGGAGGACUGGGCCACGGAGGAGGUGGUUCUGGAGGAGCUGCAGGUGUUCCAGGUUCCCUCACCCGUUGUGAACAUGGAGAUUUCCUCAAAACAGCAACAGCUGUACGUCGGCUCCAGGGACGGCCUGGCGCAGGUCUCCCUGCACCGCUGCGGCCUCUACGGCAAGGCGUGCGCCGAGUGCUGCCUCGCCCGCGACCCCUACUGCGCCUGGGACGGCGCGGAGUGCUCCCGAUACGUCCCCGCCUCCAAGAGGCGAGCCAGAAGACAGGAUAUCAAGCACGGUGAUCCCCUGAGCCAGUGCUGGGACAUUGAGGAAACCAUGGGGAUGGAUCAGGCCGAGGAGAAGCUGAUGUUCGGGGUGGAGCACAACUCCACCUUCCUGGAGUGCGUGCCUAAGUCCCAGCAGGCUCGGGUGCGCUGGUUCCUGCAGAGGCCCGGCUCCGAGCACCGGGAGGAGGUGAAGCCAGACGACAGGGUGAUCCAGACGGACCUUGGCCUGCUGAUCCGCACCCUCCAGCGGCGGGACGCGGGGCUGUACUCCUGCGCGGCGCAGGAGCACACCUUCACCCGCACCCUGCUGAGGCUGGCCCUGCGCGUCAUCGAGCACGGCCGCGUGGAGCCGCGGGCGGGCCGGCCCGAGGAGGAGGCGCGGAGCCGCUACAAGGACUACCUGCGCGUGAUGGCCGGCCCCGCGCACGCCCUGGACCAGUACUGCGAGGCGCUGUGGCUCCGCGACCGCCGGCACAGGCAGAAGAGCCGGCCGGCCUCCGCCAAGUGGAAGCACAUGCAGGAACUGAAGAAGAGCAGGAACCGGAGGCACCCGGCCACAUAGAGCGCAGGGACCCGCCUGCCCCUCCCCCCAAUAGAGCAGGCCUCUCCUUACCUCCAGCAUUCAAACCCAAUGAAGAACAUUACUCCAGCCCUUAUAUAACCACGAACCCCGCCCCUUCAGCGGCCUUUUAAGGAAGAAACCACGCCCCCCUGGGUUCAAAAUUCUGACGGACAAUGCAGAGGCACUCUACAUGUGCAGUGCAGGGAGGCCCACAAAAUGCAAAGCAGCCGCUGAAGGUGCAGCCUUACUCUUCAGUUGCUGCCGCGUUUGGUUUGAAUCCCGGAGAAAAGGAAAAGCCGCCAUAGCGGGGGGAUUUAAUCCCUUCAAAGACACUGCAGGGCCACGCGGGCCCGCUCCAGUACACACCACAAGGCCACUGGACAUGUAUCUCCCAGGAGCCGCUAACUGUGAGCUUACCGCCACGGCCUGUGGCUUUACUCCGCGCACAGAGCAGCUGGAUUGUAACCAACGAUAGCAAUGCAUUCAUGCUGAAUACGUGUAAAUAGGGCAGUUACCUGUACAGGGGAGCAUGCUUUCGUAUCGGUUGUUGUUGAUGUUGUUGUUCAAUAAUUGGAAAUCGAAUUUUUUUGUAACCAAAAUAUUCUGAUUAGGUUGAAGUACCAUAUUUUUGUAUGAAGCU
Molecule: messenger RNA, 2887 nt
Organism: Megalops cyprinoides (Indo-Pacific tarpon)
Lineage: Eukaryota; Metazoa; Chordata; Actinopteri; Elopiformes; Megalopidae
Product: semaphorin-3D-like
Exons: 17
Coding region: 1-2247 (748 amino acids)
Biological process (GO): negative chemotaxis; positive regulation of cell migration; semaphorin-plexin signaling pathway
Molecular function (GO): chemorepellent activity; semaphorin receptor binding
Source: RefSeq, a predicted model, not a curated record